AUGGAUGACACGAGCUACGGAAAUACCAUGGGAAAGCGCAAGCGUGGUAGGCCCCGAAAAUACUCAACAGCUAAGGCUAAAGCUGCAGCGGAUGUAGAACGGAAGCGAGCGGCGCGGCGGGACGCUUCCUCUGCACAACAUGACUUAACGCAUACCAACUUCUACAACCCAGUCCUAUCUCUACAAUUGGCAGACACAUUUGGCGGCUUCCAUCCGCUACUGGAAGAGGGCGUGGAAGCACAGGUAACGCUUGACAAUGAAACUCCCACAGGCGCUGCUGACCCUAGCCCUCCGGUGGACUACGUUGGUCCUGAUCUAGAUGAGGCCAUUGGCUUUGAUGCACCCCUUGAACCCUUACCCCAGCCAGAGGAGGAUGAAGGAGGUCUAGUUGAGCGCCUCGCGCAGAAGCUGGCAGAGCAACUCACCAGGUUCCAAGGAUGCUGCAACGACUGUCACCAGACAGCGAAGGAGCGUCGUAUGCAAAGCCCGGCGGAGCAGAUCAGCCUUACCCAGUACCUUGAGUCUACUGCUGGGUUAGGCGCUGACGUCCUCAGCAGCAAGACCCUCGCGGGCGGGAAAGAUGACCUAGCCGGGAAAGUAAACGCCGAGUGUAGAAAGAAGAUCUUCUGCGGCGUCGAUUCCAGGUCCGAGGCGCCGCUCAUCUGCCUAGACAAUGACGAGAGAGUCUCGCGUACCGCAGGCGUUACCUUUGACGUGGACAGCAUCAUAGGUUUCCCAACCAGCCUGUCCGUCGCCAAGCGAGGCAUUCGCUGGUCCCCUACGAGGAUGACUGUGUCAGAUCUUCAGUCUGACCUCCAUCUACGGUCAAUCCCGGUGACAUAUUUUACCGCAGAUGGGGUGCAGCGUCAAGUCCAGCGGCCGGUGCACCAAGUCCCCCACUAUACCUUUGGCCGCGUCAUCGGCUUUGAGGACAUUUCCCUCUACUUUCUCUUUCCCAAACUCAGCGACCAGGUCCAGCACUACCCGUCAAGCUACAACCACAGCCAGUACAACUCCACGGCCCGCGGCGUAGAGUCGCUUACCCAGCAUGUGCACCCGGUGGCGCGCGAGCAACAGCUGGUAUACUGCCUGCCGCCGGAGUCGCUGGGAGAUGUCUGGGCCGGUAUCCUCAGCGCCACCCAAGAGCCGGGGUUUCAUCAGUUCCAGAAUGUUACCAUCCUUCUGCAGGCGAAGAACCUAAAAACAAUUACAAAGGAUGUCACCUGGGAGAAGAUGAAUCUGCGGAGACUUGCCCAUGGCAGGCCUCGAGAGUUGCACCAUGACGGCUCUCCUUACUACAGCUUUACCACCAACACCCUGCUUCAAUGGGUACGGUGGAACGUUAACAAGUUCUGCAUGGGGUUUGAAAUGGUGCACAGCUUCCAAGACCCGCACUUCGUCACCUGGGAGCACACAAGAGUUAUGCUCAUGUUUCUGCGCUGCCUCCAGUUCUCCUACGCAGGCGGACUAAUACAGAAGCCGAACGGACUGCGCCGAUGGGAAGGCCUCGGGUUCAGGCGGACCAUGGAGACCUACGGCUACGCCUGGUUCCUGGACAAGGUCGACUGGAGCACGCUUACCUUCCGCCAGCCACACGCAGCCUACAUGAUGUUCAAUAACCCCUCUAUGCAGACCGCCUACCGCGCGCGGUACCACCAGGUCCGAGACGUGCGCAUCGACUUCAUCAGGGUGAACAAGGCCUACCAGUGGAUGCUCGAGUUUAGUGCCGUCCCCGCGUGCCUCGACCUCCUAGGGGACUACCUCCGAGAGCUCUGCCUCUGUGCGUUCCGGAAGGACGUGUUCUUCCACAUAAAGGCGACGCUGAAGCCCGAGUGCGCAAAGGCCGCGCUGGCUGGGGAGAUCCCCCUCUGCUACGACAGCGUAAAGGACGCCAUGCUGACAGAACACCAGCCGCCUCAGCUCGCGGCAGGGAAUAGGCUGGCAGUAAAGGAUAUCCACGUGUUGUUCGCCUGGCUCUGGAAGUCCAAGGACGACGAAUUCGAACGCCAAGGCUGGAACGAUAAGCCGUUCCGGAUGCUCUUCCAACAGAGCUUCCAAGCCGUCAAGGCCGCGCGGGGGAAGGAUGGCGCCUGCAAGUGGCGGCGGGAGCUAAAAAGGUCGUUCCUCGGGAGCCACUGGCUCCUCCCCUACCCGCACGGCCGGGGAUUUAUGCGCAGAGAUAAGGAGGAAAAGCAGUUUCUGUGGUGGCCUAGUGUACACGACGGACUUGUUAAACAUUAUAGCAAGUCCUAUGGUAUUGGCACUCUUAAGCAUCCACUGCCAGCAUUUAACGUCAAGCUUCACCCUGUUGACGGCUGGAAACUAGGAAGCAAGUUUCCGCGGAAAGGUUACAUGCCAUACGUAAUACAGCCGGAGCAGGAGCUGGUCCAAAUGCCCGAGAGUGAUCUUUACACCAGGCUGCUAACCCGAUGUCGUACAGGUAAUGAAUACCCGAAUAUUGUGAUAAACCGUACACUAGUAAGUUUAAAGUUGGAUAGGCUAUACUUUAUACUAAGGAAUAUAGUAAAUUAUAUCUCCCUUCUAAAGGGUUAUUAUAAGGUGGAAUAUGGUGCUUAG
Molecule: messenger RNA, 2577 nt
Organism: Trichoderma atroviride IMI 206040
Lineage: Eukaryota; Fungi; Ascomycota; Sordariomycetes; Hypocreales; Hypocreaceae
Source: RefSeq, a predicted model, not a curated record